AUGGAGGCCACAAAGAAUGGAAUCUAUUGGAGACUUUUUCUAUUUUCAUGCCUGUUUUUGCAGAGUUCUUCUCAAGACUUUGGCGGGCAGACACAGUUCAUUUGCACGUCCGUACCCAAGGAUAUGGACAUAUGCGCGGCCACCUUACAGAACAGUAUGCCUGGAGAGGACUUGAAGAACACAGUUAUGCAGCUGAGGGAGACGGUUUUGCAGCAGAAAGAAACGAUCAUGAACCAAAAAGAGACCAUCAGAGAACUAACCUCAAAGUUGGCUCGGUGUGAGAGCCAGAGCGGUGCCGAGCCCGGGGACGCGCGGCCAGGGAGCAGGAGGAAAGAGGCUGGGACCAAAAACACAAUGGGGGAUGUAUCUAGGGGCCCCGCUGAUACUUUGACGCAACUAUCACAGACUUUACAGUCACUGAAGCAGAGAUUAGAAAAUCUUGAGCAAUUUAGCAGAAGUAACAACUCGGUGCAGGCGAACAGCCUCAAAGACCUGCUCCAAAGUAAAAUCGACGACUUGGAGAAGCAGGUGUUGUCCCGUGUGAACAGCAUCGAGGAGGGGAAGCCCGGACUCCGGAAUGAGACGGAGCAGCGUGGGAGAGUGGAGUCCACCCUCACGUCUUUACAUCAGAGGAUCACCGACCUGGAGAAAGGUCAGAGAGAAAACAGGCCUCUGGAUAAAUUCCAGCUCACAUUCCCGUUGAGAACCAACUACAUGUACGCAAAAGUGAAGAAGAGUUUGCCUGAGAUGUAUGCCCUCACUGUGUGCAUGUGGCUCAAAUCCAACGCAUCCCCGGGAGUGGGCACACCUUUCUCCUACGCAGUUCCGGGUCAGGCCAACGAGCUAGUGCUCAUCGAGUGGGGAAACAACCCAAUGGAGAUACUCAUAAAUGAUAAGGUUGCAAAGCUGCCUUUUCUGAUCAAUGAUGGAAAGUGGCAUCAUAUCUGUGUGACCUGGACCACUCGUGAUGGUGUUUGGGAAGCUUUCCAAGAUGGUGUCAAGAGGGGGAGUGGAGAGAAUCUGGCACCAUAUCAUCCUAUCAAACCUCAAGGCCUGCUGAUCCUCGGUCAAGAGCAGGACACGCUUGGAGGAGGAUUUGAUGCCACGCAAGCUUUUGUUGGAGAUCUGGCAAAUUUUCACAUCUGGGAUCGUAAACUAUCGAUGGGAGAGAUUUAUAAUCUAGCGACAUGCAGCAGCAAAGCGCAAGUAGGCAAUGUUUUUGCAUGGAUGGAGACGAGCCUUGAUAUUUACGGAGGUGCCUCGAAGUGGACAUUUGAAGCUUGUCGCCAGCUCAACUGA
This is a messenger RNA of Scomber japonicus (chub mackerel), 1299 nucleotides long. RefSeq names its product neuronal pentraxin 1 like (gene nptx1l). NCBI's taxonomy places the organism in Eukaryota, Metazoa, Chordata, Actinopteri, Scombriformes, Scombridae. The coding region runs from base 1 to 1299 and encodes 432 amino acids. The transcript has 5 exons. The record is from RefSeq and is a predicted model, not a curated record.